ACCUGCUUCCCCCUUUGGUGUAAUGACAGCUCUUCACUUUGGACUCAAAAGCCGAACUCAGACAAGUGAUCUCUAGCAGUUGAAAGGCCGGUUUAGUGUAAACUUGGAGUAGAGUAAUGUGGAAUUUGAAACGGAGCUGACGGAUGAGCCAUGCAAGCUGAGGCAGCAAAGUAAACAAGGAAGUGCGUGAUGUGAGCUGCUGGACGAGGAAUAAUGCAAUAAUGAUAGAAGCUGAAACAAACCGUAAUGUUGGACCUUGUGGGCAAACGGAAUGAUCUAUACGGGAGCGUAUAACUGCCCUCUUCUUUUUUUUUACUUUGUUUAUUGAUUUUCACAUUUAGAAGAAAUUACAGUGUUAACCCAAUACUUGUUAUUAUUGUUGCCAGUUAACAACAAACCAAUGAACAAACAGGCCUCCUCCUCGGCAGAGUGAUAGGAAGAUACACAAUUAAAAGCAAAAAAUAAUAACAAUAAUACCAUUUUUUAUAAAAAUUCAAAUAAAUAAAAUAAUCUACCAACCCUAACCACCAGAUUCAUACAGGUUCACCCAGCUGGACAAACAGAAGAAGACUGGUGAGGAACAUCACUUCAUCUGCAAUAUCUCAUGUAAAUGAAUAAAAAACUCACAGGAGCAAAAUCGCCUAAAUGUUAAAAUAUUGUGGUUAUUUAAAUCCAAUAUUAUACAAAUGUAGAAUUGCAGAGAAAAAAUUUUAUUUUUGCACAAAUAUUCAGUCAUUAAACAAUUGUGAAGGACUAUGCUUCUUACCUGAGAAUGAAUCCCAGAUAAGAAAUGUCAGACUCAUCGUAAAAAAUUCUUAUCUGGGUUUCAAAUAUCUGCAUCAGUUGGUGAAUGAGGCCGAUUGUUUCUUGAGAAACUACAGAACCCUGUGAAUAGCAUGCAGAGUUAGAGAUGGAGCAAAUGCAUGAUGGUAACUGUCUCUAUUGUUUCACUUUCAGGGGGAAUAGUGAAUGUCACACGUGUGAUGCAUACUGUAAGAUCUGCUUUGGUCCUCAAGCACAGGAUUGUUCUUCUUGUUUCAAAGGUACAAAGACUCAGUCUUGUCGGUCAUGACAUUUCAUUUGAUCAUAGCCCCAGGGCUUAGGUGAGUGUGUGUGUGUGUUUAGUGUGCAUCUUUACAGGGUAUUUCCUGGAACAGGACAGUUCUUGUGUUGUUCAGUGUCCAUCUGGCUCCUAUGCAAACAAUGCAACUCAGCUGUGAGGACUGCUCUCCAAACUGUGAGGCCUGCAUAGAUAUCAGUGAUAACUGUGUCAGCUGCGCCAAAGGGCGCUAUAGACUUUUUGUCCACCAGGGGCGCUGCUGGUCAAAUUGCUCCGAGUAAGCUAUUGUAAUGAUUUUUGUAAUUAUGGUAGAUUUUUGUUAACUGUAUCUGUCUCUUUAUACAUAUUAACUAUCUCUUGAUACCACUUGCAAAAGUUUCUUUAAGACAGCUGAGGGUUCAUGUGAAGCCUGUGACAUCUCCAGUCUCUUGCAGUGACUGGAAUCCACGUUGUCAUUUCACCUGUACAGCUGUGCGUGUUGUUAGCAGGUUCUGGUACGGUCCUGUAAGUUGGAGCUCCUGUGAGUCAGCCGUGGGUGUGGUUGAGUCAACCUGUAAGAGAAUGGGUGAAGCAGGUAAGUGGCUGGCGAGCAGUUGCUCUUGCUGUUGCAUCCGCUCCGGCAUUACCUUGUUAUAGUGGGUCAUGAUUAAAAGUGUGAGCAUCACAUCUUUAACUGCCUUUUUGAAAGGUCGGUCAAGGAUGGGAAGUCCUAAAGUAGGGGUUGAUGGUAAGGUCAGUUUCAAGUCAGUGAAAGAUUUUCUGUGUUAUCAGUCCAUAUAACUUUAUGAUAUGCUUGUAGGCCAUUGUGUGAUUGCACUGAGGUGCGCCUCGAGGACAGCAUAGUUAGGAAUAAAUGAUCUGCAAUAAAAGCCCAUUCAAAGGAAUGACAUCACUUAUUUCUUGGUAACAGUUUAGGAAUAUUUUAAAUUACCGGGAUUUGCACUCUGCUGUGAUCACAUGCCUUAAAAAUUUAACUUGUUCUCUCACAAACUGCAAUUUUUUCAGGCUUGCUUUGUGGCCCUGACACAGGCGUGUGAAUGUAUAAGUUUCACUGUUGAACUCUAAUGCAAACCAGAAGUCGCUGUAUUUGCCAGAUCAACAACAGAGAACAUUUUACUAUUCGGCAGAACUAGCUUAAGGAUUGUUUAAAGAUUUGGAAAAGACAAAGCACGUUGUAGUGGGGCAUUGACAACUUACAAAUCUCAGAUGAAUCGCAAAUCAUAAGAUUGUGUUUUAUCCAAAUAUUAUUUUAUUUGUGAAACAGUGGAAUGAUGAUGUGACUUAAACAACUAAAAGCUAUACGAUUUGAUGUACAUAAAAAUAAAUAUGAAAUAACGUCCACCUAAUGUGCUCUGUUCUACUUGACAGCUGGUUAUGCUGCCACAAUCUUAUGUCGUCCUCAUUUGACACACCUACAGCAAAUAGGGCCUGAAGGUGUUUGGUGUAAUUCAUCUGAUGAGGUAGUGUCAUUGAUCAGUCUGCACCGAGGACAUCAUCACCGGUGAAUUAAGGAGACAGCUUCUGUAAGGAUGGCGCGUCACAGGUUCCCUAAGUUGAGGAUCUUUUGUUUCAUCUUCAUAGGUAUGUUUCUUGCAUUUGUCUUUUGGGAAGGCGGCUCUGGCAGGUGGUCAUCGGCUGAUUUUGUAAUACCAGAGCAGUUAUAUACGGACCUGCCCGUGUGCUUAGCCAUCAUCAGUGGAGACACAGAGGGCAAGAUGAGUAAAUUAAAAGAGCUUCUAGCAUCUGGGACAGAGCAGAAGAAGCUUUCGGAGGAUAUCUACCUGAAUGUGACAAAGGACUGUCCAGCUUACAUUCAAAAGAGAGAUUUCAUUACAGUGCCUCUCAGUGAAGAGGAGAAUGACUUUCCCAUUGCCUACUCCAUUGUGAUCCAUGAGAAAAUUGAAAUGUUUGAGCGACUUCUUCGAGCAGUUUAUGCACCUCAAAACAUCUACUGUGUGCACAUGGACCAAAAGUCCUCUGAAGAAUUUCAGAAGGCUGUGGAGGCUAUUGUUGCCUGUUUCCCCAAUGUGUUUAUAGCUACAAAACUAGAAAAGGUGAUUUAUGCCUCCUGGUCCCGUGUGCAAGCAGAUCUGAACUGCAUGACAGAUCUGUUGAAGUCACCCGUAAAGUGGAGGUACCUGCUCAACGCCUGUGGGACAGACUUCCCUAUUAAAACCAAUGGAGAGAUGAUUAAAAUACUCAAGAUCCUAAAUGGAAGGAACAGUAUGGAGACUGAGGCGGCCGGCGACUACAAGAAAGCCCGUUGGCAAUAUCAUCACAUUGUGACCGACAGUGUUAUCAGGACAGAUGAGAUGAAAAGUCCCCCGCCGAUUAGCAGCCCGAUGUUCACAGGGAAUGCCUACUUUGUGGUCUCAAGAGACUUUGUGACACAUGUGAUGCAGGACACAGAGGUUCAGAAACUCCUGGAGUGGUCGAAGGACACGUAUAGCCCUGACGAGCACUUGUGGGCCACUCUACAGAGGAUGCCCUCUGUACCCGGAUCGACGCCUGCCGACAGCAAGUUUGAUUUGUCAGACAUGCUAAGCCUCGCUCGUGUGGUGAAGUGGAGCUAUUUGGCAGGUGAUGUAAAAAAAGGAAGUCCGUAUCCUCAUUGCACUGGUGUUUACAGACGAGCCGUUUGUGUGUACGGAGCUGGUGACCUCUGGUGGCUGCUGAGUCAACAACAACUUCUUGCAAAUAAGUUUGAUGUUGAAGUUGAUGACAUUGCUAUAAGAUGUUUGGAGACUGUUUUGCGUUUCAGAGCUGUGGGCCUUGACCCACUGCUCAAAGGUUAAUCGUCCACUAUGUUGUAAUGGUUUUGAUCAUGUAAAAUGUAUAAUAUUAAAGAAAUCUUCCACAGUCAUAAAAAAAUGGCCUAGUAUAAAAUCAUAAGGGGUAUUCUACUGAGUUGUCUUAAAUGUAAUGCUGCUAUGGUAUUUCCAAAAUACUACCCAUUGUGAUGUGAUGUUAAUAUUAAGAAUAAUAGUUUUCAUAAAUCGUAUAUCAUUUUAGAAUGUUAUGAGCAUUAAAUAUGAUAAACAAUGUGUUUGGCUGAUGUUUUUAUGGGAUUUCUGUGAUGCCUUUGUGUAGGAUUUCUGUGUUUUUGUGGCUCCAUCUAGUGGAUCCGGAGUUCUGUCAACUU
Messenger RNA from Platichthys flesus (European flounder), 4202 nucleotides. Its product is annotated as beta-1,3-galactosyl-O-glycosyl-glycoprotein beta-1,6-N-acetylglucosaminyltransferase 3-like. Gene Ontology annotation, cellular component: membrane. The record is from RefSeq and is a predicted model, not a curated record. The coding region runs from base 2590 to 3855 and encodes 421 amino acids. Lineage: Eukaryota; Metazoa; Chordata; Actinopteri; Pleuronectiformes; Pleuronectidae. Gene Ontology annotation, molecular function: acetylglucosaminyltransferase activity. The transcript has a single exon.